UGUGAGAGAGAGUCUGAGGGAAACAGCUCGUUUAACCCGUCCAUCAGCCAUCAACCUGCGCGUUCACACACUUUUCCGCGCGCGCCAGUGAGUGUGUGAGUGUCUGUAUGUGUGUGAGUGUGUGUGUGAGUGUGUGUGUGUGUAUAAGAGAGAAAUCAGACCCGGAGAUCAGAUGGAUUUAUGAAUCGGAUGACGGCGCGGGGUUCCAGAUGUGCGCGCGACUCCGGUGUGCAGCGUGAUGCUGAGAGAGCGGCGCCAUGCUGGAAGUCAGCGACAUCCUCGCGGUGCCAGCGUUGUGCCAGGACACAGAGAGGUGGCACAAACAGCGGGGGGCGCUGCUCGACCCUCUCUUACCUCACACGGGCAGCUGUGAUGCCCUCUGCCCCACACAGGAAGGGGGGCUGGGGGCAAUGGGGGGGCAGCCAGGGGUCAACGCCACUCUCUUCACCCGCAGGAGGGGAGGACUUAUCGAACAGAGGGACAUCGUUAAAGCUCAUCAGGCUCACAAGAUACAGAGCACGCCACAGGCACGACGCAAAGAAUGGGAAAUGGCUCGGUUCGGGGACGCGGUGCCGCCGGGCCACGGCGUGCUGGACGGCGGGUCGGAGCGCAGCCGCACUCGGGAGCCUCCUUCAUCCUCCACCGGCGGAGUUUCUCCGGUUUUCAAGCAGACCAAAGCGCAGCGCGCGCGCACCAUGGCCCUGUACAACCCCAUCCCGGUCCGACAGAACUGCUUCACCCAGAACCGCUCGCUCUUCAUCUUCAGCGAGGACAACGUGGUGCGGAAGUACGCCAAGAGGAUCAUAGAGUGGCCGCCGUUCGAGUACAUGAUCUUAGCCACCAUCAUCGCAAACUGCAUUGUUUUGGCUCUGGAGCAGCAUUUACCUGGAGAGGACAAGACGCCUAUGUCAAAGAGACUGGAGAAAACCGAGCCCUACUUCAUCGGGAUGUUCUGUUUCGAGGCGGGGAUAAAGAUCGUGGCUCUGGGAUUCGUGUUCCAUAAAGGAUCGUACCUGAGGAACGGCUGGAACGUCAUGGACUUCAUCGUGGUGCUCAGCGGGAUCCUGGCCACUGCAGAAGCUCAUAUGAACAUCCCGGUUGAUCUGAGGACGUUACGAGCUGUUCGGGUUCUGCGGCCCCUCAAACUGGUGUCAGGAAUUCCAAGUCUGCAGAUCGUUUUGAAGUCCAUCAUGAAGGCGAUGGUUCCUCUGCUGCAGAUCGGCUUGUUGUUAUUUUUUGCCAUUUUAAUGUUCGCCAUCAUCGGCCUGGAGUUCUACAGCGGCCGCCUACACAAGACCUGCAUCCCCGAUCCAGAUAUACAGGAGAACGAGACGGUUCCGGAUUGGGAGGCGGAGUUUCCGUGUGGAGAUCGUCUGUGUCCGUAUAAAUACAGCUGUAACGGAUCGUGGAUCGGGCCGAACGACGGAAUCACGCAGUUCGACAACAUCCUGUUCGCCGUGCUCACCGUGUUCCAGUGUAUCACCAUGGAGGGCUGGACCACCGUCCUGUACAACGCCAACGAUGCUUUAGGUCCAACGUGGAACUGGCUGUACUUCAUCCCCCUCAUCAUCAUCGGCUCCUUCUUCGUGCUCAACCUGGUGCUGGGAGUUCUGUCCGGAGAGUUUGCUAAGGAGAGAGAGCGUGUGGAGAACAGGAGAGCUUUUAUGAAGCUCAGACGUCAGCAGCAGAUCGAAAGAGAACUGAACGGAUAUCGAGCUUGGAUUGACCGAGCAGAGGAAGUGAUGCUGGCAGAGGAGAAUAAGAACUCGGGUCCUUCAGCUCUGGACGUGUUAAAGAGAGCCACCACGAUAAAGAGGAGGGGAGUGGACACCAUCCGACACGGUCCUGAAGAGCAGUGUGUGGACAUCGCUUCUGUCGGUGGGCCGAUGAACAGGGCGAGUAUCCGCAGCGUAAAGCGAGGGCCCGCGGCGUAUUUCCGGAGGAAAGAGAGGAUGUUGCGUAUCUCCGUCCGCCGCAUGGUGAAGACACACACCUUCUACUGGACCGUGCUGGGCCUCGUGGCCUUAAACACCAUCUGCGUGGCCAUCGUUCAUCACAACCAGCCCGAGUGGCUCUCCACCUUCCUCUAUUACGCAGAGUUUCUGUUCCUGGGUCUGUUUCUGACGGAGAUGUUCCUGAAGAUGUACGGUCUCGGGCCUCGACUUUACUUCCACUCCUCCUUUAACUGCUUCGACUUUGGAGUGAUCGUUGGCAGUAUCUUUGAGGUGAUCUGGAGUUUCUUCAGACCGGGAAUGAGUUUCGGGAUCAGCGUCCUGCGUGCGCUCCGACUGCUGAGGAUCUUCAAGAUCACCAAGUACUGGGCGUCUCUGAGGAACCUGGUCGUGUCGUUGAUGAACUCCAUGAAGUCCAUCAUCAGUUUGCUCUUCCUCCUCUUCCUCUUCAUCGUGGUUUUUGCUCUGCUGGGCAUGCAGCUGUUCGGCGGAAGGUUCAUCUUUGAAGAAUACACUCCUACUAACUUUGAUACGUUUCCAGCUGCCAUAAUGACCGUGUUUCAGAUCCUUACAGGAGAGGACUGGAACGAAGUGAUGUACAACGGGAUUCGCUCUCAGGGAGGAGUGAAGUCGGGAAUGUGGUCUUCCAUUUACUUCAUCGUCCUCACGUUGUUUGGAAACUACACACUUCUCAACGUCUUCUUGGCUAUCGCUGUAGACAAUUUAGCCAACGCUCAAGAGCUCACCAAGGAUGAAGAGGAGGAAGAGGAAGCGUUUAAUCAGAAACACGCGCUGCAGAAGGCGAAAGAGGUCGGCCCGAUGUCGUCCUUCAUUUCCUCAGAGCGGAGGAGACGGCCGUAUCUGUACAGGAAGCGCGUGCUGAUCCACCGCGGCCGCACGGCUUUCUCUCUGGAGGAGUCGGACAGUUUCAGCGACGCUCCUCCACUCAAUCCCUCUCGCUCUUUCAUGUCCAGGAGAGAAAGACGCCGGCGUCUGACCAUGUCCGUGUGGGAGCAGAGGACCAGCCAGCUCCGGCGCCAUCGCCAAACGUCCAGCCGAGAAGUCCUCUACGGCUCGUCCGUGUGCCACCAUCGGAAACUCGCGCACUCCACCGAGAUCCCGCCCUCGCCAGAGAUCAGCUCCGCUCUCGACCCUCUGGAGUCUCUGGAGCCGUCCAUGGAGGAGCAGAACGUCUCCAUCCCGCUGCCGGAUCCUCCCGAAUCCGAACAGUCAAACACCAAAGAUCUGCACCGGAACACCGCGCACACACACACAGACAUCAGCACCACUCUGGAGCUCCUGGAUCCUCUAGACCCGGCGAAAGAAGAGCAGAACAUGGAUAACGCCCAGUUACCCGGAAACGCCUCGGAGGAAUUUCAGGAUAAAAACCACUUGAGUGUCCGGAGGCCAAACGGAGAGCGGCGGCAACGAGGGACGCGUAAAUACAGCAAAUACAGUAAACACAGCAAACACAGAAACUCAGAAACACACCACCAACGGCACGACGAGCCGAACGCACACGAGCGCAGCCGCUCCACCAGCCGAGAACGGAGGACGAGAAACGAAGGCGAGGAAGAGGAGGAGGAGAAGAAGAGCAACAACGAUGGAGGUGUCGGUCAAGAAGGAAGGACCGCUGAGGACAGAGAUCUGGCCUCAGACUCGGAGCCGGCCACGCUCCAGAUCACCGACAGCACGACGCUGGAGUCUGUAGUAACCUGUAAGGCCGCUACUGAGGGAGAAAACAACAACAACCAAGACAAAACGUCACUCAGCACCAAUGUAGUGAUUGGAGACAUGGACACCGCACCAGGCCUGGAGCUCUCCACCAUUACAACAAAUAAUAAAGAUCUGGAGGCCUCAAAAUCUGAGAAGGAAGACGAGGAAGCAGCGAAUCGUUCGAGAACUCCCCCAGACAGCAUGUUCAUCUUCAAACCCCACAAUCCGAUCCGCAGGGCGUGUCAUUAUGUCGUUAAUCUGCGUUAUUUUGAAAUGUGCAUCCUGUUGGUCAUCGCUGCGAGCAGUAUCGCUCUGGCGGCUGAAGAUCCAGUGGCCACAAACUCAGACUGGAAUAAAGUGCUGCGUUACUUUGAUUAUGUGUUCACUGGAGUUUUCACAUUUGAAAUGAUAAUUAAGAUGAUCGAGCAGGGCCUGAUCCUUCAUGAUGGCUCUUAUUUCCGUGAUCUGUGGAACAUUCUGGAUUUCAUCGUUGUGGUUGGAGCGCUGGUGGCGUUUGCUCUCACGAAUGUACUGGGGAAUAAUAAAGGUAGAGACAUUAAAACCAUCAAGUCUCUGCGAGUGCUGCGAGUUCUCCGGCCCCUGAAGACCAUCAAGCGACUUCCUAAACUAAAGGCGGUGUUUGAUUGCGUGGUCACGUCUCUGAAGAACGUCUUUAACAUCCUCAUCGUCUAUAAGCUCUUCAUGUUCAUCUUCGCCGUCAUCGCCGUGCAGCUCUUCAAGGGCAAGUUCUUCUACUGCAGCGACGGCUCCAAGGACACGGAGAAAGACUGUCAGGGUUACUACAUCGACUACAACAAAGAUAAGAAGGAGGUGAAGAAGCGCGAGUGGAAGAGACACGAGUUUCACUACGAUAACGUGAUCUGGGCGUUACUCACACUCUUCACCGUCUCUACAGGAGAAGGCUGGCCUCAGGUUCUCCAGCACUCGGUGGACGUGACGGAUGAGGAUCAGGGUCCGAGUCGAGGGAACCGGAUGGAGAUGUCCAUCUUCUACGUCAUUUAUUUUGUGGUUUUCCCGUUUUUCUUCGUCAACAUCUUCGUCGCUCUCAUCAUCAUCACCUUCCAGGAGCAAGGAGACAAGAUGAUGGAGGAGUGCAGCCUGGAGAAGAACGAGAGGGCGUGUAUCGACUUUGCGAUCAGUGCUAAGCCGCUAACACGCUACAUGCCGCAGAACCGCCACACGUUCCAGUAUCGACUGUGGCACUUCGUGGUGUCGCCUUCGUUUGAGUACACGGUGCUGACCAUGAUCACACUCAACACCAUCGUCCUCAUGAUGAAGUAUUAUUCAGCUCCUCCUGUAUACGACGCCGUGCUGAAACACCUCAACACUGCGUUCACUGUGCUCUUCUCUGUCGAGUGUGUUCUCAAAAUCUUGGCGUUUGGUUUUAUGAAUUAUUUCAGAGACACGUGGAAUAUAUUCGAUUUCAUCACCGUCCUGGGAAGCAUCACGGAAAUCGUGGUCGACCAGCAGUCGGCUUCCUUUAACAUGAGCUUCCUGAAGCUGUUCCGUGCGGCUCGGCUCAUAAAGCUGCUCCGGCAGGGAUACACCAUCCGCAUCCUCCUCUGGACCUUCGUCCAGUCCUUCAAGGCUCUGCCGUACGUCUGUCUGCUCAUCGCCAUGCUCUUCUUCAUCUACGCCAUUAUCGGCAUGCAGGUUUUUGGGAACAUCAAGCUGAACGAGGAAACUCACAUCAACCAACACAACAACUUCAAAACCUUCUUCGGUGCCUUGAUGUUACUCUUCAGGAGUGCGACGGGCGAGUCGUGGCAGGAGAUCAUGUUGUCGUGUUUAGGAGGUCAGGAGUGUGAAGCCGAUCCGUCUCUCAUCCCUCCGUCCGAACCUGAUGGAGGAUGUGGCACUGACUUCGCUUACUUCUACUUCGUCUCCUUCAUCUUCUUCAGCUCCUUCCUGAUGUUGAAUCUGUUUGUGGCAGUGAUUAUGGAUAACUUUGAGUAUUUGACGCGCGACUCCUCGAUUCUCGGUCCUCAUCACCUGGACGAGUUUGUGAGGAUGUGGGGACAAUACGACCGAGCGGCCUGUGGUCGUAUUCACUACACUGAUAUGUACGAGAUGCUGACCUUCAUGUCUCCGCCGCUUGGCCUGGGCAAGAAAUGCCCCUCCAAGGUGGCUUAUAAGAGGCUGGUGCUGAUGAACAUGCCAGUGGACGCAGAGAUGACGGUUCACUUCACGUCCACUCUGAUGGCUCUGAUCCGCACCGCACUGGAGAUCAAGAUCGCACGAGGUGGAGAAGACCGUGGACAGAUGGACAUUGAGCUUCAGAAAGAGAUCAGCGUCAUUUGGCCGCACCUCUCCCAGAAGACACUGGACCUGCUUGUGCCCAUUCAUAAAGCGAGUGACAUGACGAUCGGGAAAAUCUACGCCGCCAUGAUGAUCAUGGAUUAUUACAAACAGAACAAAGCUAAAAAGCUCAGACAGCAGCUGGAGGAACAAAAACACGCCCCGAUGUUCCAGCGCAUGGACGCCUCGUCGUUACCGCAGGAAAUUCUGUGCAGCGCUAAAGCUCUGCCGUUCCUCACACACAGCGCAGGAAACGCUCUGACGAGAGGCGGGUUCGUGGCGUUGAGUCCCAUUUCUCCUCAGGAACUCUUCAUGCAGCCAAUCACACCAGAGCAAGAGGAGGAGGAGUACACACCCCACUACAGACCCCAACACUCCCCCAGCACGGUGAACUCGGAGAAGAAGCUGAUGAAGCGCUCGUUCUCCACCAUCGGGGAUCAGUGUGUGAACGGCGUCUGGCAGGAAGAGUUCUCGCUGGAGAGAGUGAGUCCUGAGCGGCUGGAGAGACCGCGGCAGCGCAGCUUCAGAGGUGUCAGGUCGAACCUCAGAGAGCCGGUGUGUAAGGAGAGAGGACGCUCGAAGGAGAGGAAACACCUGCUGUCACCUGAUCCAUCACGCUGCAACUCUGAGGAGAGAAACCAACCAAGAACACACGAGACACAACACACACACACACGCUCACCCAGCGAGGGGAGAACACACACACAGGGCGAUGCUUCAGAAAGUCCACUUCCCUCCUCCUCAGACUCCAGGGGGCGUCGCCAGCUUCCUCAGACUUCCUCCAGGCCCCGCCCACACAUCUCCUAUUCGCCUCUGGUGUGCCGCAGCCACCUGACCACAGAGGACAGCCAAUCACGGACACAGUCUGCCAUAGAGGGGGCGGGGUCUGUGUUAAGCCCCGCCUCCCCGCAGCGCUACACCUCGGAGCCAUAUCUGCCUCUGCACGACGACUCCAACAGUCCAGAGGAGAUGCUUACAUUUGAGGCUGCCAUAGCAACCAGUCGAGGGCGUGGCCAUGUCGUAAGCUCCGCCCCUCAGUUGCGUCACACGUGGCAGAUGCCUAACGGACAUUUCCGAAAAGGCUGCGAGCUCCUCAGUGACACGGACGAGGACGACCGCUGCUAGAGACAGUGGGCUGGAAGUGGGCGGAGCCUUGACACGAGCCAAUCACGUCCGGACAUUUCUUACUGGAGAUUUGUCCGGGACAUUUCAGAAGUGCACUGCCAAAAACGUAACAAGGCGGAGACGUCGCUCGUCUGAUUUUACCGAAAUAACAAGAGUGGAGCUUAAGUUAAAUUUUAUUUAGCCAAUCGCUAACUUAAUCAUGUGACAUCACCACAGGAGUUUAGCUAACGACCGCUAGUCUGCUAGCAAACGUGUCCACUGGAUUAAAUUACACGUGCAAUUAAACCGUUCACGUAACGUUAGCUAGCGACACCGAGCCGUUACUUAACGGGAGAAAUGCUAACAUUAGCUAGCUGUGUGAAGAAAAACAACAUCUAAUUAAAAUGAUCUCACAAGAUCAUCAGCUAUUGGCCGAUGAAAUGAAGCUUAAGCUCCGCCCUCGUUGACCUAGGGAAGCCUGUCAGAAACAGAACUAUGAAAAGAUAGAAAAGAAAGAAAGGAGAGAACAGAAUGAUGAACAACGAAAGAAAAAAAAACUGACAAAAGAAAGUAAGAAAAAGAAAUAAAAAAUGAAAGAAAGGAAUAACAAGAACAAAUGGAAUACAGAUAAAGAAAGAAACGAAUGAAAUACAGGUAAAGAAAGAAAGAAAGAGAGAAAGAGAAAAAAGAACAAAACUGACAAAAGAAAGAAAGAGCUUAUGAAAGAAAAAAGACAAAAAAAUAAAGAGAAAGGAAAAACUUAUGACAGAAAAAAGAGUGAAAGAAAGCAAGAAUGUAAGAAAGAAAAAGAACAAAACUAAUGAAAAAAAGAAAGAAAGAAAGAAAAAAUAAGGUAAGGAGGAAAGAAAGAGCCACAGAAAAAAGAAAAAGAUCAACAUUGAUGAAAGAAAUAAAUAAAAAAAUAAAUGAAGGAGAGAAACAGAACGAUAGGAAAAGAAAGAAAAGGGCAGAAGGUUAAGAAAGAAAGAAAGAAAAGAAAGAAAGAAAGAAAGAAAGAACGUUAAGCUGUGUUCAGUAGGCUGAGGGAGUGGCAGAGGAGAGACGAGCAGGACGUGUUGUGGAGCUCGGAUGUGGAACAGGCGGAGAACCGAGACAGAAACCUGAUGUUCCUCCUGAAGCUGUUCAUAAACUCACUCAGGCUCUAGAACAAGAGGCUCAGACGCUUAAUCAGCAGCCAGUGGAUCAAGAAAGUGUGUGUGUGUGUGUGUGUGUGUAUGUGUGUGUGUGCAGUGUGUGUGUGCAGUUUGUGUAUACAGUGUGUGUGUGUGUGCAGUUUGUGUAUACAGCGUGUGUGUGUGUGUGUGUGUGUGUGUGUGUGUUUACCUGCUCUGUAUGCUGCAGUGUUUCUGAUGAUCAGAGUCUCAGUGGCUCCGUUUACAUGCAGAGAUUCUCCUCAGUCCGAAGCUUCUGAUUGGUCAGCUGCUGUCAAACGUUAUGACAUCAUAAGCUGGUAGUUAGAAUUCAAAUUUAUUCUAAUUAGUUUCAGUAAUAAUAAUAAUAAUAAUAAUAAUGAUAAUAAUGAUAACUACAGGCAGGUGUUUACAGAGCGUUCACGUCACACUGGAAUUCCGGUGAUUACGAGAUGAAGACUCCAAUUCGGAAAAGAGACGUUUCUAUGGAAACGCACACAGCGCUUUCAUUCGCACUGAUUUGUCAACAGAAAGUUAAACUGUGCUGCAAUAUAUAUCGCAAUCUUUCAGAAUAUUCCUCACUGGUGAUGGACAGAAAGAAAGAAAGACCUUUAGUGUUUGACACCUAUGAGAAAGAAAGAAAGAAAACUAAUUGUAAAUAAAGAACAAAAAAGAACAGUAUAGAAAAAGAACGAAGCAUGUAAAAAAGAAAAAAAUAGAAAAAAGAAAGAAAGAAAGAAAAAAAGAAAGAACUAAUCAUGGUAAAUAAAGAAUGAAAAUUAAAGAAAAAGAAUGAAGCAAGGAAAAAAGAAACAGAAAGAACGAAAGAAAGAGAAAGAAAGAAAGACAGAAAUGAAAAAGAAAGAUGUCGGGAUGAAGUGAAGAGAAUGAAAAGAAGGGAAAAGGUCAAGAAAGAAAAAGAAAGAAGAAAUACAGAAAUAAAGAAAGCUGAAAGCAGAAGAAGAAAAGAAGGAAAAAGGAAAAGAAAAACAGGAAAAAGAAAGAUAAAAUAGAACUGAAAGAAAGACGUGAGCAGGAUUUCGUAACGACCUCAAUUCUGACGUGACGUAAAUGCACUAUUAGUGUCGUUGUUGCCAUGACGAUGAGACGCACAUCCUGCAAUAGUGUAACACUUAGCUAUCGUUAGCUACUUUCAGCCGCCUCCCCUCGAGUUAUUCCACGGAAUUUCCGCCUCUUCUGAUUGGACAGAAAUUUUCAUCGGGACCGCCGUCACUCCGUUCGCUAGCUUCCAGUUUAUUUUCGGUCUGCGUGUAAACGUAGCGGCUGACACGUGAUCGGAGCGUAUCGAUAAAAAGCCCUUUAACUGCAGGCGUGAUUUUGGCGAAGCGUCUCGGCCCUGGAACAGAACGGAACGGAGAUUUACGUUACGCACUGAAAAGCCAUUUCUAAUGUAAAUAAUCUCAAGUGUCUUAAACACGUACGUUUAUCUUUCUGUGACGUUACGAUAACGUUUAUACGGUUAUUUGCGUACGUUCUGAUUUUGCCGAGUGAACUUAAUUACGUAAUUUAACUUGGCUAGCGAAUUACAUUCUUAUAGCUACUGCUAUAGAGCUAACCUCAGUGUUAGCGAAGCUAACUCAGUAGCUGGCUAAUGCAAGCGCUAGCUGGCUAGCUCAGCUAAUAUUGCUAAAUUAUAACAAUUGCGUAAUUAACGCCAGUGUUUUUUUGCUAAGCACUGUGUCAAGAUGAAGAAGAAGAAGAACGUAAGAAAGAUGGAAAGAUAAAUUAAGAAGUUUGUGAUUGGCUGAUCCAAUUUGUCUCAAGCUCCGCCCCUUGUUGACCAUGUGACAUCACCCAUCACUCGGCUAAGUCAGGACAUGUGUGUUAGCGUGUUUACACACAGAGACAGCGAGGUGUGAGACGGACUGCAUGUUUACGCUCAUCAAGAAAGAAAGAGAUAAAUUGAAUGAUAGAAUAAAGUAGAAUGAAAGAAACGGAAGGCAAUGGAAGAAAGAAACAAAGAAAGAAAGAAAGAAAGAAAGAAAGAAGGGUGAAUAGAAAAAAAGCAGGAAGAAAAUGAAAGAAAAGGGAGAAAAGGAAAACAAAAAUAAAGACAAAAGAAAAGAUUGAAGAAGGAAAGAAAGAAACAAAAGAAAAUGAAUAAAAGAGAGAAAGGAAAAAAGAAAUAAAUAGAUCAUUCGAAUGAUGGAAAAAAGUCAAAUGAAAGAAAGAAAGAAAGAAAAAGAAAGAAAGAAAGAAGGAAAGAAAGAAGUUCAGGUGGCCGUAAUAUUAGAAACAUAAUUUGAUCAGUAAUGAAGCGGUCACUCGGCUGUAGAUUUUAUUUAAGACACAUUUUUACAGAAGUGGUGUGUGAUUUAUUAGAUUUCGAUCAGAUUUGAUCAGAUUCGAUCGGAUUUGAUUUGAUUUCGAUCGGAUUUGAGUUGAGUUGUGUGUGAAUGGAGAGACUCGGAGGCUCGGAGCAGAUCAGAGUGAUGUUUUAUUCCUGGAGCUCGGAGCUGAAGUCGAACCGACGGACGGUGAAUUUUUUUGUUUUUUGUUUUUUGUUUAAAGGAGAGAAAGGAGCAGAGGUGUAAUAAAUCUUUUCGGAAUGUGAUGAACUAUUCUGUGAUUAUUUUCAGACUGAAAGCGAUGUUCAGUGCCGUGUGUCGUGACGUAACCCCUGUGACUGAGACGUGAUGUAGGAAGCGGGACGUGUGUAAAGCGUGUAGCGUUAGAGCGUGUGUGUAAAUAAACGAGCAGCGCUGACAGAGGAACGGUUCGUCCACAGCGUUAAUUUCACUCUGUUCUGGUGAAAAAAAGUUCUGUUUUGUACUUAAAAAUCCAUCUAAUUAUUAUUGUGUUUAAUAAAAACAACAAAUCCGAA
This is a messenger RNA of Pangasianodon hypophthalmus (striped catfish), 11087 nucleotides long. RefSeq names its product voltage-dependent R-type calcium channel subunit alpha-1E (gene cacna1ea). Bases 258 to 7112 code for a protein of 2284 amino acids. Gene Ontology annotation, cellular component: neuronal cell body; membrane; voltage-gated calcium channel complex. Gene Ontology annotation, molecular function: high voltage-gated calcium channel activity. Gene Ontology annotation, biological process: chemical synaptic transmission; calcium ion import across plasma membrane. Lineage: Eukaryota; Metazoa; Chordata; Actinopteri; Siluriformes; Pangasiidae. The transcript has 48 exons. The record is from RefSeq and is a predicted model, not a curated record.